Triplophysa dalaica is the source of this 2757-nucleotide messenger RNA. It is a transcript of the gene stra6l, whose product is annotated as STRA6-like. Gene Ontology annotation, biological process: vitamin A import into cell. NCBI's taxonomy places the organism in Eukaryota, Metazoa, Chordata, Actinopteri, Cypriniformes, Nemacheilidae. Bases 149 to 2014 code for a protein of 621 amino acids. Gene Ontology annotation, molecular function: retinol transmembrane transporter activity; signaling receptor activity. The record is from RefSeq and is a predicted model, not a curated record. Gene Ontology annotation, cellular component: plasma membrane. The transcript has 18 exons.
UCAUAUCCUCGUUCAUGCAGUGAAAGCUUUAGCACAUUGGAACAAGUGUAUAUUAUAAUGGAGAGCUACUUUAAUGUUUAACUAGUUUUUGUCUAUAAACGACAGAAUCGGUGUGCUACACCUAAGGAAGAUACACUGAACCUCAACGAUGGAUGAAUGUGUGAAUGGCUUUUCUGUGGAUUUGUUUCUGCAUUGUUCUCUCGUCCCCGCCGUUUUCAUUGUGCUUUUGCUGUCAUUUGUGCAAAUUCGAUCAAAGGCCCAGCCUUUUGAGGAGCGCUUUCCAUACCUUAGGGGUCGAUUCGGCAUUGUUGUGCCUUUGGACUUCAUUGGCAAUCUAAGUAAUCGAUGGUCUUUUGGCUUUGCAUUUGGCGCUAUUGCUCCCAGUGUGCUUCAGCUAUUUUCAGAGUCUUACACACCAAUGAAAGUUCCAAACUGGGCUAAAGCCUUUGUGUACCUGCUAGGAGCUCUAGAAGUGGGCGUGGCUUAUUUCCCCUUUUUUGCUUGCCUCUCAACUCCCCACCGAGCGCUUGGAGGGGUUUUAGGUCUUCUGUACACACUCAUGUGGCUCACUGCUAGACUGUAUGACACAGCAAGCUGUCCAUCUGGAAAGAUUUUGGGCCAUUAUGAAAAAUUGAUCAUCCUGUGGCCGUUCUUCUUAUGUCUGUGUUUUCUGCUGGGUCGGUUUGUGUAUAUUAUUGUGAAGGCAGUAAGAAUCCACCUGCAUUUCCAAGAUGAGGAGAAUGAAGAGGAUUUACAAUUCCAUCAGUUCAGAUAUGUAAAGACUCUACUGAAACGCCCACCUGAGCCGUCAGAACCGAAGAGUUGGUUUCGGAGAAAAGUGUAUGACUGGGACCCGUAUUUUAAAUUCCCAAACAGAAUGAUUGGCACCUCCAUUAUUUCAUUGAUUGGCUUGUACACGAUGACACUUGUAGACUACAGUUUAAGCGACUUCACCUUCGAUAAGCUAGAUGCAUUGAAGGAUUCAAUUGCAGAGAUAGCAUCCACCUGUAACCAUACAGACAACAUGUUAACAUCACUUGUGCCUGGGCUGAAGGAGUUCAGCUAUGUUGCACGUAUGUCUUGGUUGGCGACAACUAUUUUUGCCACUCUGACAUCUGUUACUUACACUUUUCACGUGCUGGUAUGUUACAGGAAACAUAUCAAACGAUUGUGGAGAGGGGAGAAAAGCUUUCUUCCAGUGAAGUUUCAUAAACCAAGCCCUGCUGUCAGUGUGGCAGCUAUAACAAGAUACUCGGGAUGGCAGAUUGCCUUCACUCUUUGGGGUUUUGUGAUAGUUCACUUCAUACAGUUUCUUUUUGCCUUGAUAUUUGCCUAUGGAGUUGUUCUGCCAAUCCAGAACGGAAAGUUUCUACACUGGCUUUCUAGUGUAUCCAUCAUUCUACUAACAGUGUUCAUCGUGAUAGCCAUAGUAAUAGUGCAGAUUAUUCUGGUUCAGAUAUUCUUCCUCCAGAGCAAACUCUCACCUGAGGACAAACAAAAACCUCUUGCACUCAACAACAGAAAAGCGUUCCACUGCUUUAACUAUUUUUUCUUCUUCUAUAAUGUGAUAAUGGGGUUGAGCAACUGCAUUUUGCGCCUGUUAGUAAGCUGCAUUUUGGGAACGUGGUUGGUAUCGCGCAUUGAUCGGACCAUCAUGCAGCGGGGCUAUGAGUCCAUGGAUCCAGGAUAUAGUACCUGGAUAGGGAUGAUAUUCGCUGACCAUUAUCAUAGCAACCCAGUUAUGCUGUCUUUCUGCCACCUACUGCUUGGAAAUACACUGGAUCUGAGACCCGCAGAACCUCCUUACGAUACCUUUAGCAAUACCACAGGAUGUUCAGUAGGGGGCAGAGUACGUGUGCGCUGGCUGCUGCUCUACACUCUGCUGAGGAAUCCCAAACUCAUUUUGCUCAGAAAGAGAAAACCACAGGACUAUCAAGACAACCAAGACCCGCUAUUCGUAGCCCGAACAAUCACCUCACAAGCUCAACAAGCAAACGGACUGGUCAGCAACUGAUGAAACAUGGACUGUGAAAUAAGGACUGGAUUUGAUCAGGGAUCUGAAAGGAGAGAAAUGUGACUCAAAUGAAGUGAAUUAGAAUUAUUGGUGAAAUAAGUAUUAUUGGUCAAUCAUUUUGUAAUAAAAGCUGUUUAGGUGAACUCACCACACAGGUUCUUUGUCAAGAGAAAAACCCAGGGCUGGAAAUGGGGGCAGUGCAAGAGGAGUGAAGAGUCAAGGAAGUGAAUUUCACCCUCAAAGUGUAGAGGAUUUCCAUCUUCUAUCCAUGGAAAAGACUCCAAAUGCUAUGCAUAUUUCAUACAUGCUUAAAGUGGCAUUGUCGGUGUCUGUGGUUUAUAAAUAUAAUGUCCCUACCUAGAGUCCCCCGGCCUCCAUUGAAUCAGCCAUCAUCAGCACUGGGAAAACUAUUCCGUUACUAAAAAGUACUGUUGCGUUACCAUGGUCCAGUAAUGUCAUUAGCUGCUUAUAUUCGGGUUCUUUAAAUGUAUGGUAUUGUACCUUUGAUAUGUUUUACCAUAAUAUGUAUGUAAAAUUCACGUUCAAAUAAUUUAACAUGGUAUUUUAGUCUAUAUAAAGUUUUAAACUACACUCUAAAAAAAGGCUGGAUUAAACAAGCGUUGGGUUAUUUUAACCCAGCCAUUUGGGUUAAAUCUUUGACCCAACAUGCUGGGUUGUUUUAUUUAUCAACUAUUACAUUGCUGGUUUAAAACAAACCCAAAAUGUUUGAAAAUAAUAAUAAU